GGCACGAUAACACAGACUUGUUCAUUUCGUCAGGCUAGAGUGGGCACUUUCACUAGAGAAAAUAAGUUACGCUUAACCAUUGGGAGUUUGGGUGACUAUAACUGUGGCUCCCGAGGCAUGCUUCACGGAUGGACAGUGUCGUGGUGCUUUUGUGAGUGUCUCCUCAGUGCGCGGUGCUCUCCCCUGGCUGAGGUUCGCCGCAGCUGUGGCUUCUCAAUAGGGCUUAUUGUAGCUGCUGUGUAGUAGCGAGCGGCGCAGUCAUCACGCUGAGCGGAGACGUCUGUAGUUCAGGGAUGCUUUUCUGUAUGUUUCCUUGACUUGUGCGUGAAGAAAGCGUCAAAGGGAGCCACGACGUGACUGAAUUCUCCAUCAUUUUAACAAAGAACAUUUACAAUUUAUACGCACGCAAAGGAGCGGGAGGAAAAGGUUGGAGAGCUUCGGCUACAAUCAUUGUCCAGUCCAGUGGUCCUCCCGUCAAUCACUGGUCCGAUGGUCUGCUCUCUUCUGCUACCCGAGCCAGUUCUGAGGGCACUGCACAGCUUUCCGUGAGCUUCUUCUAAAGCCUCAAGAUCUCUGCUGCCCGUUCACUACGGAGGAGUGUAUUUUUUCUAUUUCCUUUUUGUACUUUCGUCCAAAUGAUGCAGAGAGGCUCUGCGGUGUGGAAUGGACUGACUUUAAUGACUAUGCUGUUGCUGGCCCAUUGGGACGUGGGCUGCCGGGGAAUGACACUGAACUCAGUUCCUCUCCGCCCGAUUUCUCAAAGGCCCUUUGGGGGUGGCGUGGACGCGUCUCUUCGCAGGCACAAAAGAAACUGGGUGUGGAACCAGUUCUUCGUUCUGGAGGAGUAUACAGGAGAUGACCUGCUCUAUGUUGGCAAGCUUCACUCUGAUGUAGAUAAUGGUGAGGGGAAAGUCAAAUAUGUGCUGAACGGUGAGGGUGCAUCCUCCAUUUUCACCAUUGAUGAGAAUACAGGUGACAUACAUGCCACCAAACGCCUGGACCGAGAAGAACAAGCCUACUACACGCUUCGAGCUCAGGCCAGAGACCGCGCCACCAACCUGCCCGUCGAACCGGAGUCUGAAUUUGUUAUCAAAGUGCAGGAUAUUAAUGACAACGAACCCAAGUUUUUGGAUGGCCCUUACAAUGCUCAAGUACCAGAAAUGUCACCUGUUGGCACAUCUGUGGUUGAGGUUAAGGCGACUGACGCGGACGACCCCACGUAUGGAAACAGCGCCAGGGUCAUCUAUAGCAUCCUUGAGGGACAACCCUAUUUCUCAGUGGAACCCAAAACAGGCAUCGUGAGGACGGCUCUGCCCAACAUGGACCGAGAAGCACGGGACCAAUACCUGCUGGUGAUCCAAGCCAAAGACAUGGUGGGCCAGAUGGGAGGGCUCUCGGGGACGACGUCGGUGACGGUCACGCUGUCGGACGUUAACGACAAUCCACCCCACUUCUCACGGAAAUCCUAUCAGUUUGCUGUGCCCGAAUCCCUGCCUGUGGCAUCGGUGGUGGCCAAGAUAAAAGCCUUGGAUUCUGACAUUGGACCAAAUGCUGAGAUGGACUACAGAAUUAUAGAGGGCGAUGGCCUUGGGGUGUUCAGGGUCGCGACAGACAAAGAUACCCAGGAAGGAGUCAUAACUCUGCAGAAGAAUCUCGACUUUGAGACAAAGUCAAGCUACACUCUGAAAAUUGAGGCAUCCAACAGGAACAUAGAUCCACGCUUCUUGUCUCAAGGACCGUUCAGCGAUACGGCAAUGGUGAGGGUGACUGUGGAGAAUGUCGAUGAGCCUCCGAUUUUCUCGUCGCCGCUCAGUAAAAUGUUUGUCUCUGAGGCUGCUAAAGUGGGAACCAUCAUAGGGACCGUCUCUGCUCUGGACCCCGAUUCCACCAACAGCCCUAUUAGGUAUUCGAUAGACAGAAACACAGACCUGGAACGAUUUUUCAACAUCGAGGCAGCAACAGGGGUCAUCAGCACAGCGAAAGCAUUAGACAGAGAAGCCAAUGCUGUACACAACAUCACCAUCCUCGCUACUGAAAGUUUGGAUCCAUCACAGGUUGGAAAAGGCGUGGCUCUAAUCACAGUGAUGGACAUCAAUGACAACGCUCCAGUCUUUGCCAUCGAGUAUGAAACCUACCUGUGUGAAAGCGCUGGACCAGGACAGGUCAUUGAAACCAUAAGUGCAGUGGAUAAAGAUGAACCGCCCAGCGGGCAUCGCUUCUUCUUCUCUCUCACCGCAGAGACAGCUGGGAACAUGAACUUCACUCUCAGAGACAAUAAAGAUAAUACCGCUUCUAUCCUAACCAAGCGGAGUGGUUUUCAGAGGAGGGAACAGGCUAUGUAUCGACUGCCUGUGUUGAUCGUGGACAGUGGCACCCCGGCCCUGAGCAGCACUAACACGCUGUCUAUACGAGUGUGUGACUGUGACUCUGAUGGGACCCCCCAGUCUUGUGGUACUGAGGCCUUCAUGCUGUCAGCGGGUCUUAGUACCGGUGCUCUCGUCGCCAUCCUGGCCUGCAUCAUCACCCUGCUUGUGCUGGUGCUGCUGAUCGUGACGAUGAGAAGAAGGAAGAAGGAGCCUCUGAUCCUGGACGAAGACCGGGAUGUGCGGGAGAACAUCGUGCGCUACGACGACGAGGGCGGGGGCGAGGAAGACACGGAGGCUUUUGACAUGGUGGCUUUGAGAAACCUCAACGUCAUGAGGGACAGCAAAACCCGCAGAGACGUCACCCCCGAGGUACCCACCCUGUACUGCUCCCGUCCUCCCCCUUACAAAAUCACCCCCGACAACGGAAUCUUCCGGGACUUUAUAUGGGACCGGCUGAAGGAUGCCGACGUGGAUCCCUCGGCCCCUCCCUACGAUUCCCUGCAGACAUAUGCUUUUGAGGGCAGCGGCUCGGUGGCCGAGUCCCUCAGCUCCCUGGACUCCCUGAGCACAGACUCGGAGCAGAACUAUGACUAUCUGAGCGACUGGGGGCCUCGCUUCAGGAAGCUGGCUGACCUGUACGGCCACGGCGACAGCAGCAAUAUAUUCUCUUCCUAGCUGGGAUUAAAAUUCCUGCCAAGGUCUGCUCAAUCAAGGGCAUAAUGGAAAUGAACAAUGAUCAAGAGAGAACCACUGACUCAUUGAUGCUUGAAAGAGGCGAGCGGAAAAAAGCGGGACGAGUCAAUGUGCGGGGGGAGGGAUAUGUCUGCAGAGAGCAGCGGUUUUGAUAAAGAACAGACAGUGGUGAUUCAACUUUGAAGCACUUCUAUUUAAAAUUGCAGUUAGAUGCCAAGUCUAGACUUGGGGUGUGGUCGCAAACGCUUUAAGAGUGGUCUUCAGCCCAAGAGAAUAAUGGACCGUGGUCUGCAGGGCCACAUGAGCUGGUCCAGGAAUUUCAAUCGUGUAGAAGAGACAUUGGAAGUGCUGUCCUCGUGCUUAUAAAUCUGCCAUACGGCACUGAUGCUUGAAAUAUCAAUGUUUCUGUUCCAUCCCAUGUUUCUAUGACUUGCGGGUUCUUUCGAAAAAACUAAUCGAUAAGAAUUGAACAACCAAUAUCUUUUCCAAGCAUAUUGCAUAGUGAGAAACUGCAAAUGUUGCUUUGUAAAGUAUCCUUUAUGCAUAGCUUCACAUGUGUUAUCUGGCCUUAGUUCCAUACGUACAACGUUUCGGCCAUCACGACGGCUGAAACAUCCUGCAGUUACGCUGACCAAGAUACCAAAAGUCAAACCCGUGGUGAAUAGGCUAUGAAGUAUUGAGCAGGACAGAGCCAAGCGGAUUGAAUCAUUGAAAAUGUAUAGUACUUGCCUUUCAGUUGAGGCUGUCAACCUGAGUUAUUCUGAGAUGUUAUUUUGUAAGUUUGUAGAGAGAACCCUUAUGACAGCCAGGGCUUCCGUCUUUUGUAUCAAGCCUAUUCUUUUUCGGAAAACCUUAAAGGGGUGACAUGUUUUUGUAGUUCUCUAUGCUGUCCUGUGUACAGUUUUUGCAGUGGUUCUUGCUGAAUGUUGUGAGAGCUGUUUUAUUUUAUUUCAAUUUACUUUCAAGCCGGUCUAUUGUUGAUAUAUGAGUGAGUUUGGGUGGAUGUAAAGGAAAAAAGAAUGUAAAGAAGCUAUCCUAAAUAAUAAUAACUGGUGAUGUGUGAAGUGAACCAGUGUAUAAUGACAACGCAGAACUUCAUACAGUAUAUUCAAUGUUUAGCUGUUGUCCAACAGGUUAUUAUGAUUUUCAAUUGUAACAAUAUAAAAUGACAGUAACAGUCUAUGGUAUUAUUCACAUGCUGGGAAGAAAUUUUGUACAGAUUUUUGUAAUAAAGCAAAUUGCAG
This is a messenger RNA of Triplophysa rosa, 4303 nucleotides long. RefSeq names its product cadherin 7a (gene cdh7a). Gene Ontology annotation, biological process: cell morphogenesis; cell-cell junction assembly; calcium-dependent cell-cell adhesion. The transcript is spliced from 12 exons. Gene Ontology annotation, molecular function: cadherin binding; calcium ion binding. Lineage: Eukaryota; Metazoa; Chordata; Actinopteri; Cypriniformes; Nemacheilidae. Gene Ontology annotation, cellular component: plasma membrane; catenin complex; adherens junction. The record is from RefSeq and is a predicted model, not a curated record. Bases 636 to 3041 code for a protein of 801 amino acids.